This is a messenger RNA of Aspergillus homomorphus CBS 101889, 867 nucleotides long. RefSeq lists its product as uncharacterized. The record is from RefSeq and is a predicted model, not a curated record. NCBI's taxonomy places the organism in Eukaryota, Fungi, Ascomycota, Eurotiomycetes, Eurotiales, Aspergillaceae. The transcript has a single exon. The annotation marks the transcript as partial.
UGGAACAUCCUUGACUAUCACCUCUACCUUCUGAGCAAUGAGAAGGGCAGAGACGAGCACACCAGAAAGAACAGCAUGUACAUCUUCGACGGGGAAGAGUGCACCAUCCGUUCUUAUAAGGAGCUGUUCGAUGACGAAGUGCUGGCACCUUUCAACGUCGGUGAUGACCCACAGAUAGUGUUCAACAUUUUACCCAUCAUCGACCAGGAUGCCUCCAAAUGCCACGCGGGCUAUAUCUUGGGGUUCAACUUUGUUGAUAAGACGAUGUAUGCCCGGUAUUUUGAUUGGAUCCCCCACAUCGAAGAUCUCGGGUUUGUGUGGAACGAUGGGUGGAACAUGUAUGAGGUGCAUAUUUAUGACUUGCUUGACAUCCUUGAAGAUUGUUUCGACCUGAAGAAGUUCUUCCCAGGCGAGGGUAUCUUGAGUAAGGGUCAUUGUUGCAGGUCCAAGAAGUCCGAUGAUCCCGGGAUGGAACUAGUCAUGACCAUUCUGUUCUGUCAAUGGAUUGUGGAUGCCGCAGAUCCGCUGUUCGCUCCCGCCUAUCUGCGAAUUGGCAAUCUCAAGGAGCUGACCACCGGCUACGAGCGGCAAUGUCGCCUCGUGCUGCAACGCGCUUCGGCUAGAGCGUGGCACUGCAUCCGCGACGGAUGGAUCCCAGAGGACCUGGCGCGCAGUCUGACGCUCAAUGCGUGGACCAACGAUCUGUAUACAUAUGUCGACUCCAUGUAUGCAGAGAAUGAGAUUCCCUGGCCCGCCCCCGGCUUGACAACUUCAGCCGAGCUUCGAGAGCAGUAUAUCGAGACUCGCAAAGCCGAAACUUCCGCCGAAGUACGUUUCGAGAGACUGUUCAACAAGGCGGAGGACGAC